AUGGAUCUGCAUGAUUAAGUGUUCCAAUUUAUUCAGAAAAACGUAACUUUCAAGGAAAGUAGUUUAAAUAAUUAUAUACUGGUGAAGAAUAACUAUCUGCCGAUAGAAACUAUAAAUGAGCUAGAGGACAAUGAUAGUUUGAUUUUGGUUUCCAAAAAUCAGUUCACUAUAAUGAUAGAUCACAUAAGAUGUCAAAGUGAAAGGGUUAAAAUGACUCCUACUCGAAGAUUUGCAAUGCAGCUGAAAGAAUAAUACACAAAGGAUCUCAGGGAGAGGCAAGAAAAAGAAAAGCAAGUAGAGUAGCAGAAUAGACUAGCUAGGAUAUGCAGAUAGGAGUAUAUUGAUUAAAUGGGUAGGAUUUAGAUCGAAAAUGAGGACAAUAAUAACCCUAAUAACAUUUUUAAGGAUCUGGAGUUUAAGAGCUCUGAAGUGGUGAAACUUCAAUAAAUCAAUAGCGAAUUGUAAAUACCAGUCAAUAAGCUCGCAAUAAUGCCUUAAUCAGAAGCCUCAGUAAAUAAUGAUGAUGAUGAAGAUGAAAUUAUGAUUAUUGGGGAGACUAAAUCCACACUAAGCGAAUAGGAAUCCUAGGCUCAAUAAUAAAGUUUAAAUAGUGGUCUAAGCAUCACAUAAAAAAUGCUGUAAAAUAGCUCAAUGAUAAAAAAGAGGGAAUUAAUAAAUGAAAAGAUCAUUGAUAAUAAAAACAGAAUGUUUCAGAUUUUCAAAAGUCGAGUUAAUAAAGCAGAUAUUCUUGGAGAAUAUGUAUCAGCUGCAGUAAGAAGGAGAUAUUAGACCCUAAGGAAAAAUGAUAUGGGGCCAGAAUAUACUGAAUUCGAGAAUCUACGAGAGAAUGGGUCAAGUGGCUACAUAAGCAAUGCUACCUGCAGCAAUCUUGUAAUUGAUAAUGACUUAAUUUAGGAUCCGUCUAGUCUUAACAACAAAGCCAAAUUAAAGUGUGAACCUCUUUUGGAUAAAAAUCUGUACUUUACAGGAGAAAGAACAUAAGAGUCAAACUCCUUAUUCGAUGAUGAUUAGGUAAUGAAUGAAAUACCUCUGGAUGAAUCUUUAAACUCAAUUAAUAGAAACCUUGACAUUAAUUAUUAGCCAAAUGAAAGGCUAGAUCUAGAUUUCGUCCGCGUGCCUAAAGAUGAAAACCUAUUAUCGAUUGAAACAGAUAACUUUGAUGAAUUCCAAAGAGUGUUUAAAUGCACUAGAGCUGAAUUGAUUCAUUUAAUUAAGGGACUGGCAGCAGAAAGACAUUUCUCUUGCAUGGUGGCAGGAGAUAAUGUGUCGAAAUGCUAUAGACUAGUCAAUUUCAAAUGCACAGAUUCGAAGUUCAAAAAGAAAGAAAGAGAUCUUUAUCAAGACAAGUGUACAUUUUACUUGCAAUACAUUGAAGAACCAGACUAGCCUAAUCUCUUUAAGCUGCAUUCAUACAAUUCUAUUCAUAAGCACUACCUGAAAAAGCGUGAGGUCUGGAAUAUGUCUGAGUAUUACUCUAGAAAGACCUCUUAAACACAUGAUUAUAAGAACUAUGAUAGACAUUGUAGAAAGGACUGGAGAAAUGAGUUUAUGAAGAGUCUAACUUAUGAAUUGACUACUGUCUAUGCUGAUUAGAUUAUCAAUAAUAUGCAGGAGAGAAAUCCAUUGGUGAAUCAUAAGUUAAUAAGACGUGUGCGAGGCGAAAGAGGAGGUGAAAAAAUCGAAGCCUAGGUUUAGCAACAUCAGAUAGCCUAUGGCUAUGAAAAAAGCAAAGCAUGUAGCACCAAAUAGAUUGUGAAGGAGUUAAAUAUCAAUAAGGAACUCUAUUUUGAAAGGUUUGUUAACAUUUAUGGAAUGGACUAGAAGAUUUGA
Messenger RNA from Stylonychia lemnae, 1851 nucleotides. Lineage: Eukaryota; Ciliophora; Spirotrichea; Sporadotrichida; Oxytrichidae. The record is from the annotation of a GenBank genome assembly.